AUGGCAGGUUAUGCAUUAAAGCGAUUAAUGGCUGAAUACAAGCAAUUGACGUUAAAUCCACCAGAAGGAAUCAUUGCUGGACCGAUCAGUGAAGAUAAUUUCUUUGAAUGGGAAUGUUUAAUCACGGGGCCUGAUGAGACUUGCUUUGAGAAUGGUGUCUUUCCAGCAAAGAUUGUUUUUCCUCAGGAUUACCCUCUCUCUCCGCCAAAAAUGCAAUUUACUUGCGACAUCUUUCAUCCGAACAUCUAUCCGGACGGACGUGUAUGUAUUAGCAUCCUUCAUUCACCAGGUGAUGAUCCAACUGGUUAUGAAUCAAGUGCAGAAAGAUGGUCUCCAGUGCAGUCCAUCGAAAAAAUCUUACUUUCUGUAGUAUCUAUGCUUGCUGAACCAAAUGAUGAAAGCGCCGCCAACGUAAACGCAGCAAAAAUGUGGCGUGAGAAUCGUUUACAGUUCGAACGUAUUGCGGACAAUUUAGUACGGAGAACGCUAUUUCUUCCACCCAAUACUUCGUUGUAA
Molecule: messenger RNA, 516 nt
Organism: Cercopithifilaria johnstoni
Lineage: Eukaryota; Metazoa; Nematoda; Chromadorea; Rhabditida; Onchocercidae
Source: the annotation of a GenBank genome assembly